Salvelinus sp. IW2-2015 is the source of this 5188-nucleotide messenger RNA. Its product is annotated as N-acetylglucosamine-1-phosphotransferase subunits alpha/beta. Lineage: Eukaryota; Metazoa; Chordata; Actinopteri; Salmoniformes; Salmonidae. Gene Ontology annotation, molecular function: calcium ion binding; UDP-N-acetylglucosamine-lysosomal-enzyme N-acetylglucosaminephosphotransferase activity. Gene Ontology annotation, biological process: carbohydrate phosphorylation; N-glycan processing to lysosome. The record is from RefSeq and is a predicted model, not a curated record. Gene Ontology annotation, cellular component: Golgi apparatus.
CAUCAUAAAGGAAGUGCAAUGGUUGGUCAUGCGUUUUGACAGUUUUUGCUAGUUGUCAUGUGACAAAGAAGACGUCGUUCGUUUUGUAGUGUUUAUUUUAUAUGAACUCCGAUAUGCUCCCGCGUCUUCGGUGAAUGACCGAAGAGAUAUGGAUUGCAAAGGAGAACCAUGGUGAUAAUCAAUUCAGUACUGAAACUCUUGCAGAGACAGACCUACACCUGUCUGUCCCACCGCUAUGGACUGUACCUCUGCUUUGGAGGGAUAGUCCUCAUGAUGGUCUCUGCCUUCCAGUUUGGAGAAGUGGUGGUAGAGUGGAGUAGGGAUCAGUACCACGUACUGUUUGACUCGUAUAGAGACAAUGUAGCUGGGAAAUCAUUCCAGACUCGGCUGUGCCAGCCCAUGCCCAUAGAUGUGGUGUACACCUGGGUGAAUGGCACGGACACCGACCUGAUGAAGCAGCUACGUGGUGUGAGAGAGCAGRUGAAGGAAGAGCAGAGAACACUGCGGGAACGGCUGGGGAAGAAUGCAAGUGAUCCGACUGAAUUGCCGAAGGACAGCACAACCACAGAUAAGGAAGCACCAGGUCUGGUCCGCAUGCAGAGCCUGGCCUACCUCAGUGGCUUCCCAGCAUCCUUCAAGGAGACAGAGCAGCUCAGAGUCAAACUGCCAUCUGUUGUCACUGGCAAGAUCAAACAGUUCCAGCUGUAUACGGAGGCCAGUAUCGCCCUGCUCCAUCUGAACAGCCCUCAGGACUUUACUGACCUGACCCAGCAGGCCAAAAAGAACCUGACACUGGACGGGAAAGAGCUGACCAUCAGCGCUGCUUAUCUUUUCUGGGACCUGACUGCCAUCACACAGUCCAAGCAGGACGAYGACGUCUCGGCCAGUCGCUUCGAGGACAACGAGGAGCUGCGUUAUUCGCUGCGCUCGGUAGAGACACACGCCCCCUGGGUGCGACACAUCUUCAUCGUGACCAAUGGGCAGAUCCCCUCCUGGCUGAACCUGGACAACCCCCGCAUCACCGUGGUAACACACCAGGAUGUCUUCCAGAACCACACCCACCUGCCCACUUUCAGUUCCCCUGCCAUUGAGACCCACAUCCACCGAAUCCCAGGCCUGUCUCAGAAGUUCAUCUACCUCAACGACGACGUCAUGUUCGGGAAGGACGUGUGGCCUGACGACUUCUUCAGUCACUCCAAAGGACAGAAGGUGCUCACCUCACCUGUGGCCGGUCCCUACGACUGGUGCUGGAGGGCUGGGGCCCAGCGGUUUGGGACCGCAGGUGUGGGUGGAGUGGGUGAAUCAGCCCUGCAUUAUGCAGGAGCGUCUAGGGUGGCUCGGGGGCGUUGUCCAGCUGUUAACCAAGGCUGUGCCAACUCCUGGCUGCGGCAGACACAAGGGUUCUCGACCAGGCUGCCAACAGUGCUCUCUGUAACACAACUGUUAUCAUUCCCAUACUUCAGCUUUGCAGGCGUGGCUCGCCGGGUGACCGAGGCCCAGGUCAGCGACAACCCGGCCGUGCGCCAUACUUCGGUGGCCAACAAGUGGAAGACGGUCCACCUGCUCCUCCACUCGGGCCACAAUGCCUCYCUGYUCCACUACAACCUCACUGUCCGAGGGGAUGACGACAAGGAGUUCUUCCUGACCUUCAGCGUGGCUGUGGACACCCGCCAGCUCCCCCAGCCCAACGUGUCCGUGUCCGACCCACUCCACAAAGAUGGAUCCAAAGAGGCCAAGCCCACCACCGCCACCACAGAGCCUGAGGUCCCUUUCGAGGAUGUCCCUCUGGAGAAACAAGGUCCCCGAGUCCUGAAGAGGCCACCUGGGGAAAAUGAGGUGAUCGUGGAGGUGCCUGCGCUGAACGUGUCCCUGCUACCGGCGGCCUUGCAGAGUGAGCUUCAGAGGCUGCAAGGAAAGCUCCUGGUGGGUGACAUCACUAUGAAGGGUUAUAACCUCACCAAGGCUAUACUGCUGGGGCCGUACAAGGCUCUGGCCAAUCGGGACCCCAGGUUAACACCAGCUGACCAGAUCAAACCCCAGGACAAGCCUUUUAAAGACCCAAUAGGACAUGUGGUGAGGAGAGAGGCAGACGCACCACAGCUAGUCGAGGCUAACCCAGUAGCACAACACAGUCCAGAAAGAAACGGAGCAGAAAAGACCAAAGAGCCAGAGGGAACCGAGGCACCAGAGGAGGUGCCCAAGUCGAGCAUUGUUGGUGAGAAAGGGAAACAGAAAGCACAAAAGACUCCAGCAACCCCCAUCCCAGUUCUAGUGGAUGGUGAGUUUCCGAAAGCCGCUAAAGCCCAGAACACCACCCCCACAGAGAAACCUCCACUGUCCUCCAAGCUGCUGAGCACCUUGGUGGGCAGCAUGUCCAAAGCCAAGGGAUCAGAGGACCAAUCACAGCAGCGGGCAGGGGUCGAGAAGGGAGCCCGGGGGGUUCCUUUGGGCAGGAAGCUGCAGCACUACACCUCCUCAGAUAGAGGCUUCCUGCCCUGGGAGAGACGGAAGUACUUCCAGGACCUGCUGGAGGAGGAGGAGCGUCUGGAGGGAGAGCUGGCGUACCAGGCAGACAGCGCCGCCYCUGGCCGGAGGCUGCAGGACACCUUCGCCGACUCCCUCCGCUACGUCAACAAGCUGCUCAACGGCCAAUUUGGCUUCACCUCCCGCAAGGUCCCCGCCCACAUGCCCCACAUGAUCGACAGGCUCAUCAUGCAGGAGCUCCAGGACAUAUUCCCACAGGCGUUUGACCUGACGUCGUCCCACCGCGUGCGUCACCCGGAGGACAUGCAGUUUUCAUUCUCCUACUUCUACUUCCUCAUGUCGGCCCUGCAGCCGCUCAACGUCUCGCAGGUGUUCGACGAGAUCGACACGGACCACUCCGGUGUUCUGUCUGACCGCGAGAUCCGAACGCUGGCCACUCGCAUCCAUGAGCUCCCCCUCAACCUACAGGAUCUMACAGGUCUGGAGCAGCUGCUGAUCAACUGUUCUAAGACGCUGCCCACCAACCUGACCCAGCUACAUAURGUUAGCCCUACACAGGAGGCAUACUACGAAGCCAGCAUGCCUCCCGUCACUAAAGGUCUGGUGGUCCACUGUAAAGCCYUCACAGAGCGCAUCCACAAGGCCUUCAAAGACCAGAACAAGUACAAGUUUGAGAUAAUGGGCGAGGAGGAGAUAGCCUUUAAGAUGGUGCGGACCAACGUGUCCCAUGUAGUGGGCCAGCUAGAUGACAUCAGGAAGAGCCCCAGGAAGUUCAUAUGUCUAAACGACAACAUUGACCACAGCCAUAAYGACGCAGGGACUGUUAAGGCGGUACUGAGGGACUUCUAUGAGUCCAUGUUCCCCCUGACUUCCCAGUUCGAGCUGCCCAGAGAAUACCGCAACCGCUUCCUCCACAUGGGAGAGCUCCAGGAAUGGCGAGUAUAUCGGGACAAGCUGAAGUUCUGGACCCACUGUGUAUUGGUGACUCUGGUGAUCUUUACUGUCGUCUCCUUCUUUGCCGAGCAGCUGGUUCUACUGAAGCGCAAGCUGUUUCCCAGACGCAGGGUCAGCAACGAUGUCAACCCAGAGCGCGUGUGAAGAACGAGGGAAAACGUCCUUAUCCUCCUCUCUGCAUCCUCCCUCCACCCUCAACCUCUCUCCUUGAGUUCAAAGUGAGGGCCAUGCAGGGGUAGGUGGAGAGCGAGGGCUAUCCCUAAAUCUCGAAACGUCCUCACCUGGGAUUGCGUCAGCAUGGCUCAAGGAGAGGGGGACUCUUGUAAACAACGUCAAUCAUGUGUGGUGGGUAAGAUGAUUGACAGGCAUCACCUGGCUGGGAGAUGCUGGAGUGAUGCUGUGCCAGCGGACAAAGCCUGUAAAGCCAGAAACUUCUCUUCCCUUCCACCAGGGGCGCCGGAGGGACUUAUCGCCCACACACCAGGCUGUGGAGAAGGACACUGACUGAGCCAACUAUGUGCUAAACUGCUUUAGUCCAGUCAGUGUGAUUGAUGUACUGUUAAAAGCAUGAUCUGGAAGCGAUUGACUGGAGACACCAUCUCUGGUGUGGGUUUACAGCACCUUAACCAUGAGAGCUGUAACCUUCCGAAGCGUUCGAGGUUAGGUUGGACACUUUUAAUUUAACCUAUAUUCCACAGAAGGAAAAAAGGGAUCGGGAAGGGGUUGAUCAGAAUAACAGGAAUUAUGCCAUUUGACCUGUUUCACCAUGUCACUGUCUACAUUCAACACAAGUGCCUUAUUUUAAAGAGUGUUACCUGAAGUAUCAGACUGUAUGACCUUGUUUACCCAUUGUCCCUGCUUGCCUUUUUAAAUGUCUUGGUUGGAUUUGGUAUUUACAUGUCAUAAGUGAUUUCUUUCAAAGGCAUGGGGGAAAAAUGCCACACUGGUUGUUUUUUUWAAAUCAUGAAUGUUUCACACAGUAGACCACACAGCGAUCAGCCAUCCACACAGAAUGUGUCCCUGUGGGAUACUGUACGUAUAGCUCUGCUAGUGUCUGAAAUUCAGAUCUCUGCAGCAUGCUCUAUAACAUCUGAUUGUUCUGUGAAUGCGUUCCUAAUGAAUGCCACGGACUGUUAAUUUAGCGCCACAAGUGUUCUACUACUGACCCUCAAUUAUUUUCUGAUUCUAUGGUCUCUCUGUUGAGCCUUCGCGGUGCAUUGAUGUUAAUUAUGAUAAAAUGUGAAUGAUUGCCAGCAGCAGCAGAACCAUGUUUUGCUGCCUUACUAUUGCUGAACUGUGGUAUGCAGUGGGCCAGAUUACACAGCCUGGUCUCAGACUAGAUGUAACAGAGUAAAUCUGGGACACUCAAAUUAGGAUAUGUAGCAAGGUUACUUAAGGAAAAAAUUAGUUGGGUGGGCAUAUAAUGCGAACAUUAGUAACACAAAGGUUGCGUGUUUAUCUGUUGCUAAAGUUGUCUAACUCAUUUUUUAAAUACUUUGCAAAUGUUCGUGUUAGCCACACAACAAAUUGGAAUUUGUAACAUAUGGCGUGCCACGGAUUUAUGUACAGAAUAACACAAAAUGCUCUGAGACCAGGUUGAAUUACAACAAUGGGUGGUAUGCAUGGAUAUUGAGCUAAUGUACAUUUGAAGUGAGUCUCUUGGGAGUGUCAAAUUCACAAUUUUAGUUUACUCAUCACUUUGGCUCAUCCCAAAAUCAAAUAAACCUGAAUCGCUUGGUUAUGCUUUAAA